Danio rerio (zebrafish) is the source of this 2244-nucleotide messenger RNA. RefSeq names its product WAP, follistatin/kazal, immunoglobulin, kunitz and netrin domain containing 1 (gene wfikkn1). The record is from RefSeq and is marked provisional. Gene Ontology annotation, cellular component: extracellular region. Gene Ontology annotation, molecular function: peptidase inhibitor activity; serine-type endopeptidase inhibitor activity. Lineage: Eukaryota; Metazoa; Chordata; Actinopteri; Cypriniformes; Danionidae.
UCAGGACUGCUCCUCCUCUGAGAAGUGCUGCACUAAUGUGUGUGGUCUGCUGAGCUGCGUGGCGUCCCGUGUCUCUGACGGCUCCUCUGAGGGUCAGUGGGCCGCUGGUGGGUCGGGGGGCAGCGCUGUGUCCUGCGAGGGGUUCGAGUGCCGCCAGCAGGGGGCGGUGUGUGAACUGUGGGAAGGCCAGCCGGUGUGUAAGUGUCAGGACCUCUGCGGGAGUGAGCCCAGCUUCACCUGUGCCUCUGACGGACUCACCUACUUCAACCGCUGCUACAUGGACGCGGAGGCCUGUCUUCAGGGGGUGGAGCUCUCAGAAGUCACCUGCCGGUUCCACCUGUCCAGCCCAAACUCCAGCCCACUGCCGCAGGACCCCACGCCUCCACCUGCGCCGACAGACGCAGACACCCAGACCUCCGCUCCCACCCUGUACUCCAGCCCACAGCAGCAGGUCACUUACCUGGGCGGCACCGUCAGCUUCCACUGCGAUGUGAUUGGCCAGCCGAAGCCAGAGGUCACCUGGGAGAAGCAGUCGGAUGAGCAGGAGCAGGUCGUCAUGCGGGCCGAUCAGAUGUUCGGGAACGUGGUGAUAACCAGCAUCGGGCAGCUGGUGGUGUAUAACGCGCAGGUGUGGGACAGCGGGAUCUACAGCUGUGUGGCGCGGAACUCUGCGGGCGUCCUGCGGGCCGACUUCUCGCUGUCCGUGGUCAGCCAUGCGGAUCAGGACUUCUUCGAUGACCCUGCAGCGGGCCUGCCUCUGGGACGGCCAUUCUCGCCAGCAGACUGCUCUGCGGCUGUGGAGCGCGGCGACUGCGGAGAGAAGCGUGUGGACUGGUUCUUCGAUCCCGCCCGAGGCUCCUGCCACACAUUCACACACGGAGGCUGCGAGGGCCGCAACCGCUUCCACACCUUCGAGGAGUGCCGGGCGUCCUGUCAGCGCGAGGGGCAGGCCGUGUGCUCACUGCCCGCCGUGCAGGGACCCUGCCGACACUGGCAGGCGCGCUGGUUCUACAACAGCCUGACGGAGCGAUGCGAGGCUUUCCUGUACGGCGGCUGCAGCGGCAACAAGAACAGCUUCGGCACGCGGCGCGAGUGUGACGCGCACUGCCCAACACACCGACCGCGGCCCUGCAGGAGCUGCCGGCACAGGGGACGCAUCAUGGACACGCUCUGCAGCAGCGACUUCGCCAUAGUGGGCCAGCUCACAGAACUGAUCCAGGAGCUGGACUCGGGAAUGGCGCGGUUCCACCUGCAGCAGGUGUUGCGGGACGAGAAGAUGGGCCUGCAGCUCUUCAGGACACAACACCUGGAGGUGCUGCUGCCACAGGUGGACUGGAGCUGCCCCUGCCCCAACAUCACACAGCUCCAGCUCCCCCUGCUGGUGAUGGGGGUGGUGCAGGACGGGGCGGCCAUACUGCUGCCCCACAGCUACGCCCGGCCCGUCUCUGAGCGCCGCCUGAUGAAGAUCCACGAGGCUCUGGACAAGAACAUCUGCGGGACGCUGAGGAGACUCCAGGACUGAUCCCGCAGGUAUACCUAUGCACACACAGUCAACACACGGCCAACACUGAGGACCAAACCUGAGGACAUCUGAAUCUGGGAUCAGCGAGAGCAGACGGAGCGGACAAUCAAGAACAUCCUGAUGAGCUGAGAGAAGCUGGCGUCUGUCGGCCUAACAUCUCGACAGGUAAAUGAGUCCCUGCCGAAGACUCUGAGGUGAUCUACAGGAGGCUGGAGGGACUGCAGUGACUGCAGAGUUGGGAUGAGCGGACGGUCGCUGUGUUCUGGGUAAUGAACUCCUCAGAGCUUCUCCUGGAGUUGGACUGAGUCUUCACUCCUCUGGUUGCCGACCGCAGGCUUCAUCAGAGUGCUUCAGGGAUCCCGCUGCUGUGUUCUGCCAGCGGGUGUAUUCUCAGUCAGUGUAAGAGAUGAAGCUGGACGUUGAGCUGGAGGUGUGAGGUGUGCUGGUGUGUAGAAGACACGAUGAGUUCUGCAGUGAAUGACGGUGGUGUUCUGCAGCUCGACACUCACGUCUUUCCUCACUCCUCCACUUCUGUCAUGCGCUCAGGACACCAUGAUCAUUUGCUGUCAUUAGUUUCUGUAGUUCCUCUAAUAUCACUCCUGCAGGACAGAUCUGCUCUGUGUGUGUGUGUGUGUGUGUGUGUGUGUGUGUGUGUGUGUGUGUGUUUACCUGCGUUACAUGUGUCCUCUCAUCAGCCUAUUAUAUUAAAGCAUUCAUUCAUU